This is a messenger RNA of Dermacentor silvarum, 684 nucleotides long. Its product is annotated as carboxy-terminal domain RNA polymerase II polypeptide A small phosphatase 1. NCBI's taxonomy places the organism in Eukaryota, Metazoa, Arthropoda, Arachnida, Ixodida, Ixodidae. The coding region runs from base 23 to 430 and encodes 135 amino acids. The transcript has 3 exons. The record is from RefSeq and is a predicted model, not a curated record. Gene Ontology annotation, molecular function: RNA polymerase II CTD heptapeptide repeat phosphatase activity.
GGAGACAUUUAUUUGUUGGCUGAUGUGCUUCCAGUAUGCUGAUCCUGUGGCUGACCUGCUGGACAAAUGGGGUGUCUUCCGGGCACGGUUAUUCCGGGAGUCGUGCGUCUUCUACCGAGGAAACUACGUCAAAGACCUUGGUCGGCUGGGCCGGGACCUGCACCGGGUGGUGAUAAUUGACAACUCGCCGGCCUCAUACAUCUUCCAUCCCGACAAUGCAGUGCCUGUUGGCUCGUGGUUCGACGACAUGUCGGACACGGAGCUGCGAGACCUGAUGCCGUUCUUCGACAAGCUGAGCCGCGUCGAGGACGUGUACACGGUGCUGCGCAACUCCAACAAUGCGGCUGGUGGUGGCGGCGGCUCCCCGGCCUUCCCUGCACCGCUGAUGAUGAAUGGCAGCGCAGCGGCUCUGCACAGCAGCGGUUCCUAGCAUUCCGCACAGUAAAAUGCUCCCUGUCUUGUGCAAUAGCCCCCUCCCUUCUCCGCCGGCAGUACAAAAGCGCUUACGGGUCCCGUGCUAGUCUUUGAAAGACUCUUGCCGCCCCGGGCAGCGGCCUACUUAACGUCGGAGGGGGGGGGCUGCCCCUUUGUGCCUUGUCUCUUCCCCGGUGGAGAGUUUGUAUAAUAACGGUGUUCCAUAAUCUCACCUGUAUCAUAGAUUAAAGACGACUAUUUCAGCUUGCA